AUGCAAUCUCGCCUUCUCCCUUCAUCCUCUCGCGCUGGUCGCGAUAUGCAAUCCCUUCUCAAUCCUCUUCGUUCUCACAACUCCCGCAAUACUACCUCAGACUUAUCUCCCAAACCACCCAAGAAAGCUGCUUCGUUUCGCGCACUGUCAGUCUGUGAAAAUCGACCACCACUAUCUGGUCCAUUCUUCCCUUGCGGUUCAACUUAUCUGAGUGUUACCUUUCCGCCAGAUUCUCACCAAAACCAACCGGCUCGGGCAGACUCUACUAGGCGUAUAUCGUCGCGAAUUCGUUCUUCACUUUCUAAACCUCACGCUAAACCCUCGCCACUCGCAAGAGACACUUCAACGUCUACGCCUACGCCAACACAUUCUGAUGAUUAUUUGACCCCUCAACCUUCCGCUGUCGCCUGGCCUAUAGUCUCGAUGCUGCCCCGACCAAAAACGCGCCGAAAUUCGAUUACCGCCCGCUCUCGCCGCACCCCGUCGCUCUCGCAAUAUCCUCCUCUCCUGGUCAACUCGUCCCAGACCUCAUAUACGAUAAAGAUUUGUCUACCAACCACCAUUGCAGCAGAGAUGGUCACCAUAUGCACGCUCAAAGGAGACAAGCUACGCGUCGUUGCGGAUGCAUGGCAUCUCGAGUCUGAUUGCCAUUACGAGUGGGAGAUCGGAUUUCCUCCAAGAGAGGUUGAUAUGAGUAGCAUUUGUGCAAAGGUUGAGGAAACAGGCCUCGUUAUCAGGGCCUCUCGUCUAGAUACCACAUAA
Mycena indigotica is the source of this 762-nucleotide messenger RNA. RefSeq lists its product as uncharacterized. Bases 1 to 762 code for a protein of 253 amino acids. The transcript has 2 exons. The record is from RefSeq and is a predicted model, not a curated record. Lineage: Eukaryota; Fungi; Basidiomycota; Agaricomycetes; Agaricales; Mycenaceae.